AUGGUCCUGAAAAAGUGUAACAUCUGUGACCGCCGGUUCAAAAAGACGGAGCACUUCAAGCGUCACGAACGAUCGCAUACCAAGGAAAAACCGUACGAGUGUAAUGUCUGUCACAAACGCUUCUCCCGAAGCGAUGUUCUCAGCCGUCAUGCAAAGGGCCACAACGGCGCCUCCGCAAGUGCUACCACCAGCGUUGUAAAGAGUCAACCUCAUCCAGCGCCCAGUCAGAUUUAUGACCAGCAGCACUCGCUAGUCAAUGACAGUAGUCAAUUGAUCCCUAAUGUGAAUUCCUGCGACGUACAACCAGUGCAAAGUAUGCCAGUCAUGCCACGCGAUGCCCCUCUACCAACAGCAGCUGGCAUCCAACCAUCUUCUCUUGACUUUCUGGCGGACAUAUCCGCGCACCAGGCUCGGACGGGGCCGCAGAUCAACUCUUUGUUAAUGGAUGAGCAGCAGAAUUAUUUUGAAUGGGGUGACGUGGGAGCAACAGAAGCCCCCGCAUAUAGAGCCUCGCUGUUCGACCCUAUGCCAAAUGACGUUUUGCAAUUCUGGCUGGAACCUCGAGGCGAUACCACCUCUCAUCAUAGCUCGAUAGACCUCGCGCCUGAGGCCACUAUGGGUUCGAUAAGCGAUCGAGCUACAGUACCGCCCGAUGAGCGGCUACAUAGCCAUCCGGUUGAGGGGAUGAGCAUCCAGUCCGGAAACGACAUCCCGAGUGAACGGUUUGCCAGGGUUCAGCGGUAUUGGCUUGCUCCAUCCAAUGGCGCUGGGCGUCUCAUGAAUGCUCUAUGGCGAGAUGUAGUUCGCAUUUCCCUGGACAAUAUCUUCAACCUAUAUUCCGGGCAAUCCUAUAAUAAUUCCCCUGCCCUGCUAAUAGGGUCAAGGUAUGGGCUGGACGAGGAGUGCAGGCAGCAUCUUCACGCAACCUUUGGCCAGAUUCAAAUCUCAGAUCCACAUUUGAGACAGUCAGAUGCAACCCCGGUUUCUUCAGCAGGGUCUGCGGCAACCUUUGGCUCCCUUCACACCUUCCCCCCGGCCGAGGUCUUAGACAUGGCUCUGGACUUGUAUUUCCGCAACUUCCACCCCCUUGUGCCUUUCAUCCAUAUCCCUACAUUCACUGCAAAGAAGUCCCGCUCGUCAGUGCUCUAUGUCAUGUGUCUGAUUGGUAUGAUCUUGCUGGGAACCAAGGGGACGACAACCUUCGUCUCAAAGAACUUCAAUCUGGUGCUUGCACGAAUUACGGGCGAGCUGGCUAAGUGUGCGGCUGGAAAUCAGGACGCUGUGGGCACUUUGUCUACCUUUGCAGCGGCAUUUCUGUUUCUUAAUCUUGCUGCGAUGACCGGGGAGAAGGAACACAUAGCGCAGAGCCAAAUGCUCUAUAUCAGCCUCGUUACUGUCGCGCAACGACAUGGGCUGUUUGCAGCAACAGAAGGCCAAAUACUUGAUAUGAGCAUUUUUGAGACCGUGCCUGAUGUCGACGCGAGGUGGAAGGCAUGGAGUAAAGUCGAGUCGGUGAAAAGACUCAUCACCGGACUCUUGCUGCUCGACUCUUGGUAUUCUUCCUUCUUAUCGAUGAGCCCUGUCAUUGUGCCAGAUGCUAUACAGCUCAUUCUCCCAUGUGAUGAAGCGCUUUUCAACGCGAAAAGCUCCAUGCAGUGGAUGCAGCUGAUUCGCAGUGGCAAGCGAGUUCUAAUGCCAACUGUUGUUGCUCCGUCAGAAAAUGUCGAUCUUCCGGCACUGGACGGCUCAGUGGAUGGCUUGUGUAUGCACGGGGUGCUAGCAAUGGUACAAUUACGACUAUCCGAGGCUUAUCAUCGUCUACUGUCGAAUCGUGCGAGCUAUCCGUUCGCGCCAUGCCACACAUACGCGAUGGACGGUCGAGCGAGGUGCCUACCUACCCUCCAGUUGCAGAUCACCAAUAAGUACAGCGAGGCUCUUGAACGACUUGACGUGAAUGUUGCCGUUAUGUGGCAUAACAUGUGCAUGACGCUCACGGCUGACAUCCAAAUAUUUGACCUGGCCGCUGGACGUGCAGGUCCCCUUCCUGCUCGAAAGGCUUUGGAUGAUAUUGCGGCGUGGGCUCAAACACCUGCAGCCAGAAGAGCGUGUCUCCACGCAGCACAAAUCUACAAAGCCAUGAUGAACCGAAAAGCCUCAGAUCAUACCAUGUUCCACUCCGUGUUCGCACUCUUCUCUGCGGGGCUUGUGCUGGCGCUGUAUACAUUCAUGGCACCGAACCCUCCCGCGGCAUCGGCCGGAGGCACUUCAAUAGAGCUGCUGGACAACAUCAACUGGCAGUCAGUUGGUCGAGAGGGGUUCACUAGUUUCAUGGAACCCCGAGGCAGUCAGUCCUUUAUUCCCUCGGAUAACCCAGCAGUAAAUUUCAUCCGCAACGGAGGGACGAUGUAUCUUCGUGGAGUCCCCAUCCAAGGAGGCUAUCAAUCGGCACGACGGAUCAUGCUGGAUUACGCAGGGCUCUUGAAAGAUGCUGGCAAAUGGAGCGUCCGGAAGUUCUCCCAUAUCCUUCAUAUCAUGGGCGACGUGCUUAUGGAUGUGGAAUGA
Messenger RNA from Aspergillus clavatus NRRL 1, 2562 nucleotides. RefSeq names its product FTFMHR domain-containing protein. The record is from RefSeq and is a predicted model, not a curated record. Gene Ontology annotation, biological process: regulation of transcription by RNA polymerase II; DNA-templated transcription. The transcript has 7 exons. Gene Ontology annotation, cellular component: chromatin. Lineage: Eukaryota; Fungi; Ascomycota; Eurotiomycetes; Eurotiales; Aspergillaceae. Gene Ontology annotation, molecular function: DNA-binding transcription factor activity, RNA polymerase II-specific; RNA polymerase II cis-regulatory region sequence-specific DNA binding; zinc ion binding. The coding region runs from base 1 to 2562 and encodes 853 amino acids.